AUGCCCAUAAGGGUGAUUCUGACCGUUUGUACAACACCCUCUUCAAAUGUUCUUCUAUUUGUUCCAGGUCUAAUCGGUGGCCCAAUUCUCCUUUGUCUUCUUGCCGUAGUCACUUCUCGAACGGCGAUGCAGUUGGGUGACAACUGGUUAAUAAUGCAGAAACGAUGGCCACAGUAUUUGGAACCCUGUCGGAGUCCUUACGCUGAAAUGGCCUAUCGGUCUAUCGGAGGCCGAGCAAGGUUGAGUUUUUGUGCCUCAAAAUACGGAAAACUCAAAUUUGCAGGUGUCUAUUGGUGCUGCUCUUUCAACUACUAUUGCUGUCAUCUUAAUACUUAUCGGAACAUCUAUCGAUAUCCCUACAUGCUUCCAGCAUUAUAUCGAGUUCAGAUGAAUAUCACCAGUGAAGAACUGACUUUCAUUCAGGCCGCCUCCUAUACCACAGUUACUGCGAGGCAAUUUUCAUUAGGAUUUGGGACCAUCGUAUUCGCAUACGGUGGUCAUCCUGUAUUCCCUACAAUUCAACAUGACAUGGCUAAACCACGACAUUUCGGCAAAGCCGUUAUCUUAAGCUACAUCGUACUAUUUCUUUUGUACAGCCCUGUUGCACUGAGUGGUUAUGCCGUAUACGGUACAUCGAUAUCUGAUUCGGUCAUAUCCUCUAUUCAGGUAGGUCUUAAUCGAAAUUGGUUAUCGACAAGAUUGGUGAAGUGA
Haemonchus placei is the source of this 711-nucleotide messenger RNA. NCBI's taxonomy places the organism in Eukaryota, Metazoa, Nematoda, Chromadorea, Rhabditida, Trichostrongylidae. The record is from the annotation of a GenBank genome assembly.